AUGCCUGCCUUGCUGUUUCUGUCUGUUAUACAAACCUUUGAUUGAACCAUCCAACCAUCAUCCCCACAAUCCAUACCUUCCCAUAUCUGCAAGCAAAAUACCAACCUCCUACAAAUCACCCAUUUCACCCCCAACAUCUCUCUCCAAUCAACCAACCACAAUGUCCAAACAGACCUACAGAGUCUGUUUCUGCUUCCGCCGGAGGUUCCGCCUUGCUGCCACCGAAGCUCCGCCGCCGGUCAAGGCUAUGUUCAACAACUACUCCGAUAACGGCGUCAUGAACGUCGAUCACUUCCACCGCUUCCUUGUUGAGGUCCAGAAACAGGAGAAAGCUAGUUUGGAAGAUGCUCAGGCAAUUAUGCAUAGUACUGCUCAUAUAUUUCAUCGCAGGGGGUUUAAUCUCGAGACCUUUUUUAAGUACUUGCUUGGUGAAUCUAAUUCUGCUUUCGAUACUAAUCGUUCGGUUCAUCAUGAUAUGAAUGCUCCAUUGUCUCACUACUUUAUAUUCACCGGUCACAAUUCCUAUUUAACUGGGAACCAAUUGAGCAGUGACUGUAGUGAUGUUCCCAUAAUUCAAGCAUUGCACAAAGGCGUAAGAGUCAUUGAGUUGGACAUAUGGCCCAAUUCAACUAAGGAUGAUGUGCAUGUCCUUCAUGGAGGGACAUUGACGACUCCAGUUGAAUUGCUUAAAUGUUUAAAGUCUAUCAAGCAGCAUGCUUUCACUGCCUCUGAGUAUCCUGUUGUGAUUACCCUAGAAGACCACCUUACUACCGAUCUUCAGGCUAAAGUGGCUAAGAUGGUUCAUGACACAUUUGGAGACAUGCUGUUUACUCCUGACACAGAGGUUUUACCAGAAUUUCCGUCUCCAGAUACUCUGAAAAGAAGGGUUAUGAUAUCUACUAAACCUCCUAAAGAGUAUCUUAAAUCCCAAGAAACUAAAGCAAGCGGAAACGCUUCACAAAAAGAGAAUGAUGAAGCCUGGGGUGGUGAAAUUCCCAGCUUUAAAUCCAGGAGUGCUGAAUUUAAGGAUGAUUUCGAAGAAGAAGACGAAGAGGACUAUCAAGACGACAGUGCCCCUGCAUAUAAGAAUUUGAUUGCUAUUCAUGCCGGAAAGGGAAAGGGCGGUUUGGACGAUUGGCUGACAGUUGACCCAGAUAAAGUCAGACGGCUUAGCUUAAGUGAGCAAGAGCUUGAGAAGGCUGCGAAAACUCAUGGACAACAAAUUGUCAGGUUCACUCAGAGGAAUAUUCUGAGAGUGUAUCCUAAGGAUAUAUGUUUCGACUCAUCUAACUAUAACCCACUGUUUGGGUUUUGCUUUAGGUUUACUCAGAGGAAUAUUCUGAGAGUAUAUCCUAAGGGUAUACGUUUCGACUCAUCUAACUACAACCCACUGGUUGGGUGGAUGCAUGGAGCUCAGAUGGUGGCGUUUAAUAUGCAGGGGUAUGGAAGAUCACUUUGGGUGAUGCAAGGAAUGUUCAAGGCCAAUGGUGGUUGUGGAUAUGUUAAAAAACCUGAUAUCUUGAUCAACAAUGAGUCCAUCUUUGAUCCUAGAGUUCAAUUACCUUGCAAAAUGGUCCUCAAGGUAACCGUUUAUAUGGGCGAAGGAUGGUACUAUGAUUUUUCGCAUACACAUUUUGAUGCAUACUCACCUCCAGAUUUCUACACAAGGGUUGGAAUCGCUGGAGUACCUGCUGAUACCAUAAUGAAAAGAACGAAAGCAAUCGAAGACAACUGGAUCCCUGCAUGGAACGAAGACUUCGAAUUUUCGUUAACAGUCCCGGAACUUGCUCUCCUCAGGAUCGAAGUUCAUGAGUAUGACAUGUCAGAAAAGGAUGAUUUUGGUGGCCAAGCAUGCCUACCAAUUUCUGAGCUGCGUCAAGGCAUUCGAGCGGUUCCAUUGCAUAACCAGAAAGGCGAAAAGUACAAGUCGGUAAAGCUACUUAUGCAUUUUGACUUCGACUUUGUUUAAUCUGUUGCAUUGCAUUCGGGUAUUGUGUUCAUUGUUGAAGCCUUGCUUGUUGUGUGUAUAUGUCCGUGUUGUGUGUAUAUGUCUGUUAUUUGUUGAAGUUAAUGAUAUGUGAAUAUUUCCGAGAAAUGUUGUACAAUACAAUCCCAUGAGAAUUCUACAUUUUUUAUAGUUA
Helianthus annuus (common sunflower) is the source of this 2141-nucleotide messenger RNA. Its product is annotated as phosphoinositide phospholipase C 2. Gene Ontology annotation, biological process: phosphatidylinositol-mediated signaling; lipid metabolic process. The record is from RefSeq and is a predicted model, not a curated record. The transcript has 9 exons. Gene Ontology annotation, molecular function: phosphatidylinositol-4,5-bisphosphate phospholipase C activity. The coding region runs from base 161 to 1969 and encodes 602 amino acids. Lineage: Eukaryota; Viridiplantae; Streptophyta; Magnoliopsida; Asterales; Asteraceae.